AUGGCGGCUUAUAUGUAUGAGGUGGUUUUCCCUAUGGUUUUGACUGUAACAUCAUGGAUCUUGUUACUUCUCAACAUUUUAUGUUUUUGGUGCCUUAUACGAGGUAAACUAAUCACUACAAAAGAGAAUUCUAUCUAUAUCAUCAUUGGCUAUAACGUACUCUCUGAUACUGCCGCAACAUUCGUUCAUGCCUUGUUCGUGGAGCCCAGCAUAUACUUUGGAGAAUGGUUAGUGAGUGAGGCAACUGCCUCAUUUUUUGGCAUGUUGUUAUGGUAUACAGGUCUCUCUGCUCAAAUACUUCUAGCCUUGCAUAGAUUGUUUGCCGUCGUGUUUCCUCAUAUCUUCACGUUCACACAUCGUUUCAUCUGCUUUGGUCUCAUGUUCCUGACGAUUAAGUCUUUCGUUGCAACUUUACUAAUGCAGUCAAUCAUAUCUUGUUGUCGAGUCAAAUACUAUCCAGCCAUGUUCAGCUACUCGUUUGAACAAAAAAAUUUAACAAAUUAUUCACGACUGUAUGUAUACAAUUAUAUGAACGGAUCGUUCACAACUGUUUGCGUAAUAGCAUACACAAUACUCCUAUGCCACGUGUUCAAAGUGCGAAGUAGUACUCGUAGCUCAAAUAUGAAGAAAGAGAUACGAUUGGGCUUACAAUGUGCUUUGAUGUUUUUUGUGUCCACUAUGACUUGGAUAUGGUUUUCAUUGUUAAGUGAACUGAACAACACCACACAAGCAGUAGUAUCAUUCCUAGGACUAGUUCACUUCUGUACGAACACCAUGGUUUAUCUCUUUUUCAAUAGAGAUGUUAAAGAUCAGCUGAACGGAAUGAGAAAUUCUCUUCUCGACUUCUUCUCCACAACUUCUCAAAAAUGA
Auanema sp. JU1783 is the source of this 870-nucleotide messenger RNA. NCBI's taxonomy places the organism in Eukaryota, Metazoa, Nematoda, Chromadorea, Rhabditida, Rhabditidae. The record is from the annotation of a GenBank genome assembly.